AUGUCUUACAAUAUGAACGCGGAAGAUACCAAGCAGGAUACGGAAAGUAUUGGCACACGUUUUCUGCACAGACUGUCUGGGUCUAGUGCGAGUGGCCAGCGGAGGACUGGGUUGAAGGCCAAAGAAGUCAAUGCGAGAGAAUCCAGCUCUGGAAAAGAUACGACAACGAAAGAAUCAAAAGCCCAAAUGGCUGAGCAUGAGGGGGACUUAUCUGGAAGAACCAUCGGCGACGUCGGACUAAGCCGAGAUGAACUCAUUCAGCGAAACUUCGAAGAUGUGGGCCGUCGACUUUUCGGCGCAGCUGGCAAUGUCCCAGGGGGUGCCCUGUCUGGUGGAAAGGCGACCUCAAACGAGAGCGGGACUUCGAGCAUCAGCGACGGACAAAGAAUUAGUGGAGGAGCACAAGAGCCAAACUUUGAUAUCCGAAAGGGACCUCUUACCCCGGGGGCAGCAUGUCAGGCCUUGACCAACGUGAAGCCACUUACCCAUCAGCCGGAGCCUCUGGGUCUGGAUCAACUGGUCAUGAAACUGGCCAAGAAACGAGAAAUCAACCUGCUGGGUCGGGAAAUUGGACUACGAAGAGCAAGCUUAGGGUCUGGUCUGCUCGCAGGAACUCGAAGCAGGAAGACUUCAGAAGCAGCUGAGGGUACGACACCGUAUACACCUUUGUCUGGAGACAGCUCGAUGCCCCCGUCUGGCGGCGGUUCUGUCUUUGGGAGGACGACCACUACGAAGGUUGCGCCUGCAACGAGUCCCAAAGGAAGCAUUGAUAAUGGGGUCAGUGCGGGCGCAGGGCCCCGUAUUACUUUUCAAGAAAUUCCAUCACGAAGCAAAGAGGACUCCGCAAAUGUCACAGCAUUAGGAGCCGGAUCUCAAUCUGCCAAGCCUGUUGAUGAUGCACCCGACCCGCAAACUAUUGGCGAGCCGUCUGCUGCAUCACCGAAAACAACAAAAACAUCAAACAAAGCUGAAAAAAAACAUAUCAAAUACAUGAAACCAUUCGUGUCGACACCAGAUUCUGCAAGUACGGAGAGCUUCUCGCCGAAACGUCAAGGAAGAUCACCUAUAGAAAUAAUGCCCGGGGCUAUGCCUGGCAUGCAAAGCGAUACCGUCCUCGGGACUGAUGAAUACGGUUUUGACCCUGACGCGGUGGAAUCGACGAAACGCAAGAACGCUUCCGGGAUCAAGACAGAUAAGGAGGUACAAUCAAGUUCCAAUGCCGGGCCGGGACCUAUGGCAGCAAUAGCUGGAGCUGGGCCUAUAGUCGGACUAGGUGCAGCCUCUGGGGUGUCUCAAAACCCCGAAGAAAAGAAGGAGACCCAGUUGCAUGACAGGACCGGGAAUACUGUCAAGCCAGACACCAAGGAUCAGAAUGAGACGGAAGUUGUGUCCCGUACACCUGAUGAGACACCGUCCGAAGGAUCUACUGUGGUAGUGGGGAACGCAAAGAUGAGCACCACGCCGACCAGCAGGCACAAGAAGAGAGACAGUAUCGCAGGUGGAGUCUUCAUUGAUGAUUCGGCCAUACAUGAUUUCGAUAAUCAUGCUCAACUUGGAACGGGCGUUUUUGCAGAUGGAGACACAUAUUUCGGCUCCAAAGAGAAGGGUCCAUCCCAAGAUAUAUCGAACAAGAGCACUGACAGCAACCUUGGAGAUCAAGGUAUUGCGGGGACGGCACUUGGGACGGUGGCAGGUGCCGGACUGACCACAAGAGCUGGAACGAGGAAGCUCAAUAAUUCGGACCGCCAACAGAAGCAAGAAAAUAAGAAGAUCAGUUCAACGGAUCUUCCAGAAUAUCGCCAUGAUGGAGCGAAUGACCUGAGUCCUAGCCCUGGAAAGAGCACAUCUGCAGGAAGCCCCAGUCAAACAUCUGCCGUCAAGCCUCGCGCUGCAGUGACGAUUGUCGAACCCAAAAAUGUCGAUGGGAACGCUUUAAACAAAUCCACCAUCGGAGAGGCUCCUGGGCCUAACCUAACUCCCGACAGAAAAGAUUCAGCGGAGCGAACUAUCAAGAAUGCCUUACGAAAAGGCAGUAUUGGUUAUAAGUCACCGAAUCAAAGAGCUCUCGUCGCUGGCAACGCCAUAGACCGCAACAAUAAAGACGAAGCUCGACAAGAUACAUUGACCCCUGGUGAAGCUGAAAAGACCAACAACAAAUUUGCUGAACCGACAGACAAGGCCACAAUAUCUACUCCAGAUAUUUCUGAAAAUCGAGGAGUUCGUGGUCUAGAGACCAAUAACGGCUCCGGAGCUUCAGAGGAAUCGCAUACCGACUUCAAGCCUAAGCCUGAGAGCAAAUCUGCUGCAGUUGUUGGGCGGAGCAGCUCUCCGAAAAAUUUGAGGUUCCUGGGGAAGGCUGGUCAUAAAGAAAACCUUUUAGAAGAGAAAGUCCAGGGCGUGUCACAGAAAUGCAAGACUCAGCUUGGAGUCCAACCGAGUGAAUUGAGCGAGAGAUGCACCACAGUGGAUGCAUGUUUUGAUGCAAUGGCCUUAGAAAGACUUCGAUGGAUGCCUCGGGAUGGGAGUCGACUUGAUUGUUCUCUGAGGUGGGCCUCCAGGUUGGCUUAUGCUGUUGACGCUCUUCGUGAGUCUGUCGGCAGCUUUACUCCGGGCGCCAAUGAUGCAGCUAAGAUGAUUUGGGGCUGUGUCCUCAUGUUGCUUGAGAGAAAUGGAUAG
Penicillium chermesinum is the source of this 2676-nucleotide messenger RNA. RefSeq lists its product as uncharacterized. The record is from RefSeq and is a predicted model, not a curated record. Bases 1 to 2676 code for a protein of 891 amino acids. NCBI's taxonomy places the organism in Eukaryota, Fungi, Ascomycota, Eurotiomycetes, Eurotiales, Aspergillaceae. The transcript has 3 exons.